AUGACUUCCACGAUGCCGUCGUCCGACGUGAAGAACAAGUCGUCCUCUGAGCACAUUGACGUUGUCAAUGAGGUUGAGCUCAAGCCUCGAUACGAUGAGGCCAAGCUCGACAAGUUUGGUGCAGUGAUUGAGAUUGAUCCGGUGGAGAAGGCACUGAUCAAGAAAAUCGACAUUUACAUGAUGCCUAUUCUCUGGCUCAUGUACUUUUUGAAUUUUCUGGACAGAAACGCGAUGAUCAACGGCAAGCUGAACGGAUUGGACAAGGACUUGAACAUGAAGGGCACAGAGUAUAAUACCUGUGUAUCCAUCUUCUUCGUUGGGUAUCUGGUAGGACAAGUCCCCAGCAACAUGAUUCUAAACAGAGUCAAGCCAUCGUGGUAUAUGGCCGGAUGUAUGCUGGCUUGGGCCAUUGUGUCUAUCUUCCCUAUUAUGGCGAAGGACUAUCAUGGCAUGUUCGCGUGCAGAUUCGUUCUCGGUAUCGUCGAAGCGCCAUUCUACCCUGGUGCAAUCUACAUGAUCAGUCAAUUCUACACGCGCAAGGAAGCCGCAACCCGCAUGGCUUUCUUCUAUACCGGAAAUCUUCUCGCUAGUUCAUUCUCUGGCCUCAUUGCAGCAGGUAUAUUUGCUGGUCUUGAUGGAAAGCAUGGCAUGAAGGGCUGGAAAUGGCUAUUCCUAAUCCAGGGCGUCGUGACAGUUGGUGUCGCCGUCCUAGCCUUCUUCACGCUCCCCAACUCGCCCCUUCAAACCCGCUGGCUCACGCCCGAGGAGCGACAACUCGCACAUAACCGCAUCGCGCUCGACACCACCGAGAAGCGCGAGGCAACAAAUGUCUGGAAGGGUCUACGCGAAGCUUGCUUCGACUACCGUCUCUGGCUAUUCGCACUCAUGGGUAAUCUCCAUCUCUCCGCCAACGGGUUCAAAAACUUCAUGCCCACUGUCGUCAAGACCCUCGGCUUCAACACAACAAUCACCCUCGUCCUCACAUGCCCCCCAUACCUUCUCUCCGCCUUUGCCUCCGUCGCCGUAUCCUGGUCCUCAGGCCGCUUCAACGAACGCACCUGGCACAUCACCGCUUCCAAGGCCGUCGCCAUCAUUGGCUUCAUCAUCGGUACCACCACCCUCAACGUCGGCGCGCGCUACUUCGCCAUGUGUCUCUUCGUCGGUGCCGUCUACGGUGUAAACAACAUCAACCUCGCCUGGACCGCCGCGACAAUGGGCCAGACAAACGAGAAGAAGACGGUUGCCAUUGCCAUUGUAAAUACCUUGGGCAAUCUUUCGUUCGUGUACACGCCCUACCUAUGGCCUGAUUCCGAUGCGCCGAGGUUCCCGAUUGCAAUGUGGUCGAGCGUGGCGUUUUCGGCCGCAACGGUGGUGAUUGCGUGGAUUCUUAGGAUUGUGCUCUCGAGGGAUAACAAGAAGAUUCGCGAGGCAAAUCCGGAUGCUGUGAACUUUUAUGUUUACUAG
This is a messenger RNA of Plenodomus lingam JN3, 1464 nucleotides long. RefSeq lists its product as uncharacterized. Gene Ontology annotation, molecular function: transmembrane transporter activity. Gene Ontology annotation, biological process: transmembrane transport. NCBI's taxonomy places the organism in Eukaryota, Fungi, Ascomycota, Dothideomycetes, Pleosporales, Leptosphaeriaceae. The record is from RefSeq and is a predicted model, not a curated record. Gene Ontology annotation, cellular component: membrane.